GAGAUUUUUCGCAUUCCUUUUAGCGAAUAAAAGAUUGAAUGAAAUCUUUGCCUUUUUGUUUUUCCGAGCGAAAACGGAGAGUAAGAUAAGGAAAAGGAGGAUUCUGCAUUUUGUGUUUGUUUUCGAGAAAUGGAAAGUUUGUAGUGAGAGUGAGUGAGUGAGUGAGUGAGAGAGGGAAGGAAAAGUUUGCUUUGGAUUUUUUUGCUUUUUCUUAGCAUUUUUCUCGGUAGCCAAACGGGAGGCUAGCUGGAGGAAGAUGCAGACGAGGUUUAUGGAGAGACCGAACAGUGUUGCGAGGGAGAAGAGAGGUUUAGAUUCGAGUUCUGGUGACGAAGGACCUGAUAGGAAACGGCCUGCGCUUGCUAGUGUAAUUGUUGAAGCUCUGAAGGUUGAUAGUCUGCAGAAACUCUGCGCAUCAUUGGAGCCUAUUCUUCGUAGAGUUGUGAGUGAGGAAGUAGAGCGAGCUUUAGCAAAAUUAGGCCCCACCAAGCUUCCUGUUAGGUCUUCUCCUAAGUGCCUUGAGGGACCUGAUGGAAGAAAUUUGCAACUGCACUUUCAAUGCACGUUGUCCCUCCCUCUCUUUACUGGAGGGAAAGUCGAAGGCGAGCAGGGUGCUGCAAUCCAUGUUGUAUUGAUUGAUGCAAACACUGGUCAGAUUGUCACAUCUGGUCCAGAGUCUUCAGUGAAACUAGAUAUUGUUGUGCUUGAAGGUGAUUUUAAUAAUGAAAAUAAUAACUGGACUCAAGAAGAAUUUGAGAGUCAUAUAGUCAAAGAGCGUGAAGGAAAGAGACCACUUCUAACUGGAGAUCUGCAAGUGACACUAAAGGAGGGUAUUGGGACACUGGGGGAGCUGACAUUCACUGACAACUCAAGCUGGAUAAGAAGCAGGAAAUUUAGGCUAGGACUGAAGGUUGCCCCAGGUUCUUGUGAAGGAAUUCGAAUCUGUGAAGCAAAGACAGAUGCUUUUACUGUAAAGGAUCACCGAGGAGAAUUAUACAAGAAACACUAUCCACCUGCAUUGGGAGAUGAGGUAUGGAGAUUGGAGAAAAUUGGCAAAGAUGGUUCAUUUCACAGGAGGCUAAAUAAAGCAGGAAUAUAUACUGUCGAAGACUUUCUACGACUUCUUGUUAGAGAUUCACAGCGGCUGAGAAAUAUUCUCGGAAGUGGAAUGUCAAAUAAGAUGUGGGAUGUCCUGUUGGAGCAUGCAAAAACUUGUGUUCUAAGUGGGAAGCUUUAUAUUUACCCUGAUCAUGUGAGGAAUGUUGGUGUAGUCUUCAACGAAAUUUUUGAAUUGAGUGGCCUAAUAGCUAAUGGACAAUAUUAUGCAGCUGAUUCUCUUUCUGAAGAUCAAAAGGUCUGUGUGGAUGCAUUGGUGAAAAAUGCUUAUGACAACUGGAUGCAUGUGGUAGAAUAUGAGGACAAGUCUCUUUUAAACUUUAACCAGAGUGACAGUGCAGGUGCUUCUGGGACCAAUGCCCCAGCGGAUCCACAAGAUCACCAUCAACAUCAUCCAAACUCAAUUAAUCAGGAACACACUCUAUCAAGCCUAUCAGUUCCCGUUCCGCCACAUCAGUCUCUCACGGAAUCAGGUCUAAAUGUUGGAGGUUAUAGUGAUGAUAUGGCUGCCAGGUUACUGAUGCAAUCACAGAAUGCAAAUCUUAAUGCUUCCGUUCAAUUUAAUGGCUCUUCAUUACCUCUACAAAAUCCAUUGCUUAGUGAUUCGCAGCAGGUCCGGCUUCCAGGAAAUGCGAAUGCACUGGGUCUUGGUCCAUCACAAUCAUCCAUGUUAGGUGGUCAUGAUAUUGGUACAUCGAGCACUCCUAAUUAUAAGGGACUUGAGGAUUUCCUCUCAGAGGAUGAAAUUAGAAUGAGAAGUCAUGAUAUGCUUGAAAAUGAAGAUAUGCAGCAUUUGCUUCGUAUCAUUAACAUGGGAAGCCAUGGUCAGGCCCCAAUCAAUGUUACUGAUGAAGGUUACCCUUAUUCUUCUGGAUACAUGCCCAACCCAUCUCCAAACUUUGGCUUUGACAAUGAAACUACCCGUCCACCUGGCAAAGCAGUAGUGGGGUGGCUUAAGCUCAAAGCAGCCCUUAGAUGGGGCAUGUUUGUCAGCAAGAUGGCUGCUGAGCGGCGGGCUCACCUUGUUGAGUUAGAAGAUCCGUAGAUUUAGUGUUGGAGGCAGGCAAGGCUAGCUGGAUAUGGUGUUAAUAGGCUUCCUUCUCCUCCACAGUGGGGAAAUGAUACAAUUCUAGCCCCCUUGAGGCCUGGUGCUCCUUGAAUCCAAAUUCUGUUAUGUGGAUACCUCUCUGGCUGUGCUGUCCAUCUUGUACAGUAUGCUUUGCAUCUUAUAUUCUGCAAGUUCUCAUAACCAGCAGGGUUGGUGCAGUUUUAUCUGAAGAUAUUCGCAGAUAGCAGCUUCGACUAUACUUUCAGGGAAAACUUUUCUCAACCCAGAAGUCUUCGGCAUCUUAUCACCAAUGGUUCAGUUUCUGGAAGUAGCUAGGUCUGAUAUUUAGGUUGUGAUCCCGCGAAAUAAGUGUUCACGUCGACUGAUUUGUAGCACGAACAUAAUUCCACAGCAUCGAUAACAUUGCCCCAGCAGGAAUCACAAUGCUACGUAAUAAAUGUUUGUGUAGGUCUGAUAUGUAGUUGAGAUCCUACGAAAUAAGUGUUUACGUCGUCUGAUUUGUAAGACUAACAUAAUUCCAUAGCAUCGAUAACACUGCCCCUGCUGGAAUCACAAUGCUACGUAAUAAAUGUUUGCGUCGUUA
Messenger RNA from Rubroshorea leprosula, 2768 nucleotides. The record is from the annotation of a GenBank genome assembly. Lineage: Eukaryota; Viridiplantae; Streptophyta; Magnoliopsida; Malvales; Dipterocarpaceae.